This is a messenger RNA of Daucus carota subsp. sativus, 1371 nucleotides long. RefSeq lists its product as uncharacterized. The record is from RefSeq and is a predicted model, not a curated record. The coding region runs from base 1 to 1371 and encodes 456 amino acids. The transcript is spliced from 3 exons. Lineage: Eukaryota; Viridiplantae; Streptophyta; Magnoliopsida; Apiales; Apiaceae.
AUGCAUGAGCCUAGAGCUCCCUGGUUUGCAAGCCAAGAUUACAAGCCUGUUAUAGUUUCAAAUAGGGACCCACUUUUGUCACUCGCUUUUGAUCCGGGCGCUGAUGAUUUAAACGAGGGAGCUCUAUUUGCUAGCAAAGAAAUACUUAUCUCUGUUGUCAAAAAGGCAUAUGUAAAAACAGAUCAGAACUUCCUCGUGGAGAAAAGCACCACGUUCGUCUACAAAGUAAAGUUUGUGGUUCGGGACUGUAACUGGAAGCUAAGGGCGGUGAAAAAGAAGACCCACGGGCUUUUUCAUAUAACAAAUUGUCCAGAGCAGCACACAUGCCUCCUAGAUAGGCCGACGCAGGACCACCGCAAGAUUUCCGCAAAAAUGAUUGGAUGUUUGGUUGCUCCCUACGUGGCCCAAACCCCUCAGUUGAAGGUGAGUAACGUCAUAACAAUGGUUAAUGAUGAAUACCAACAUUUGAUCAGUUACAUGAAAGCAUGGAGGGGGGAGAUGGCCGGCAUGGAGAGCACUUAUGGUAACUGGCGAACAACCUAUAACGAGAUCCCUUGGUUCCUUAACGUCAUGGCAAGUACAAAUUCAGGAUGCGUGGUUGUGGUUAACGUGGUUCCACAUCACACUGACAGGGGUACAUCAACAUUUGUUCGGGCAUUUUGGUGCUUGAAAGCAAUGAUUGAUGGUUGGCAGUAUGCACGGCCAGUUAUUUUCAUUGAUGGUAUAUUCCUUAAGGGAAAGUAUAAUGGGAAAUUGCUGCAUAUAUGCCGAGAUAGACGUGGCGUUUGCAUUAUUUCUGACCGUGCCACGGGGAUCCUCGCUGCAAUAAAUGACGAACGCAAUGGUUUCACCCCGCCUCUGGGCGUUCACAGAUUCUGCCUCCAUCAUGUUAGGAGCAACUUCUCCAAGAAAUACCCAGGAAUGGAGCUUAAGAUGUACAUGUGGCUCGCCGGCAGUACGCCACAGAUCAGAAAACAUAAGGCCUACAUGAAAAAGAUUGGGGAGAUUUCUGAAAAAGCGUGUAGGUGGCUGAGGGCGAUAAAUCCUGCCCUCUGGACAAUUUCUCAUGACACAGGCCACGCUCAUUAUGGCCAGGCCACCACAAACAUCACAGAGAGCUUUAAUGGCAACGUGCGUGUGGCUCGCUUUCUACCAGUGUCCGCGAUGCUUGAAUUCCUGUUUUAUAAAACUGUUAGGACGGUCAACAAGGAGAGGAACGCAGUGCAGGAGAGCAUGAGCGAAGGUCACGAACUUUGUCUUAGGACGAGAAAUAAGUUGGAGAAGAUUUCAGCCAAGGCGAACGGGCACCGGGUGGAAACGUUUAACCGAGGAACGGCUUGUUCUCCAUUAAGACACAAAGGUACAGUGUGA